AUGGCAGAUCUAAGGGAUAAAUGGCUGGACUCACAUAAAGCUGAUAAAGAUACAUGGUGGUCUGAUACCUUCUCUUUCCUUAACCCCGACAACUGGUUUAAAGCUCAAGCAAGCAGUUUCAAAGAAAAGAAAGUUCAAGUUGAUCCAUAUAAAAACAUUUUGGCUUUCAUUUUUGCUAUUGAUGAGAUUAACAAAGAUCCCGACUUUCUGCCUAAUAUUACUCUCGGCUAUAAAAUAUUUGACACAUGUGGAAGUUCGAGGAAAUCUCUGAAGUCUGCCAUGCAAAUAACGUCUGGAAAAGACAAGGAGGCUCCAAAUUACUCUUGUGUGGAUAAUGGAGAAGUGGCUGCUUUUGUGACUAAUCCUGGAUCUGAUACAAAUAGAGCCCUGAUAGAAUUCCUCAGUCUAUAUAAGAUUACACAGAUAAAUUAUGGACCUUCUGACCCUCUACUUAGUGAUAGAGUCUCAUAUCCAACAUCAUAUCAGAUCACUCCUGAUGACCAGGCUCGAUAUGAAGCUAUUGUGAAGACUCUGCAGUACUUUGGAUGGAACUGGGUUGGGAUCAUUACACCAGACAAUGGAAAUGGUGAAAUGGAGUCAGAAACACUUAGUAAAAUGAUGACUCAGCACGAGAUCUGUGUAGAUUUUAUCAUCAAAUUAGAUAAAUAUGAUUACACUAUGAACGUAAUGGGGAUGGAGAAAAUUCUAAAUUCACAUGCGGAAGUCAUAGUGGUUUCUGGUCAUUUUAACCGGGAUUAUGCCCACACUAUCUACAGAGCUCAAGUGGAAAAUAUCACAUUGAUCCUUCAUGAGUCUUGGUUGAGUAUUGUAGAUUUAGGACGUGAAUAUUAUCAAUUGGUCAACUGCAGCUUAAUGUUUAUGUCACCAAAGAAAGUAAUCCCCAAGAUUAAUGUCAUUCAGAAUGUGAACCCCAUGACCCGUCCAGAUGACCCACUGCUGGAAGAUCUUUGGUUCAUCCUUUAUAACUGCCUGACUAACAAUAAAAGGAAAAAUAAAUUAUUAGAAAUGUUUUAUACAGGGGGCCCUCUGACAUCAAGAAGAGCAGGCCCCUGCCGGCUUUUUGACUUCACACUGCGAUGGAUCGCUGUACACCUGCCUGGGCUCUGGGAUACUUACUGUGACCGGAGAUGUCUAAUGACAGCACAGCCAUGGAGAUCUACAACCUCAUGGAGUGCUGACAGAUCUCAAUGUGACCUGACACUUUCAUAUGUCGGGCUACAUAUCCCGGUAUCCCGCUGCUCAGACCCAUGUUUACCUGGAAGCCGGAAAAUGGCGAGACCGACAAUUCACACCUGCUGCUAUGACUGCGUCCCAUGUUCAGAAGGAGAGAUAUCCAAUAUAACCGAUUCUGACAACUGCAUUAAAUGCCAAAGUGAUGAAUGGCCUAAUGAGAAGAGAGACCUAUGCCGGCCCAAAGUAGUGGAAUUCAUCUCUUACCAGAAUGACACCAUUGCUUCUGUCUUCUCCUGUGUCUCGGUCUUCGGAUGUCUUGUGACCAGCUUCAUAUUUGGAAUAUUCAUUUCCCAUCGAGACACUCCUAUUGUUAAAGCCAAUAACAGGAACCUGAGUUAUCUCCUCCUGGUCUCCAUCAUCCUCAGCUUCCUCUCUGUCUUCUUGUUUCUGGGUCAUCCCAAUGAUGUGACUUGUAGAUUACGUGAAACCAGUUUUGGAAUCUUCUUCUCAGUAGCCGUAUCUUCACUUCUCGCCAAGACUGUGAUGGUUUGUGUUGCUUUUAAGUCCACCAAGCCUGGAAGCCCUUGGAGAAAAUGGCUCAGUGUGAAACUACCAUAUACCAUAGUGUCAUUGUGUUCAUCCUUUCAAGCUGUAAUCUGUAUUAUCUGGUUGUCUAUUUCUCCUCCAUUCCAGGACCUUGACACUGACUCUUAUCCUGGGAAGAUCAUCAUUCAGUGUAACGAAGGCUCAGAUAUCUGGUUCUACUCCAUGUUGGGUUAUCUGGGGUUCCUGGCAGGUGUGAGCCUUGUUCUGGCUUUCAUGGUGAGGACAUUACCGGACAGUUUUAAUGAGGCCAAGUACAUCACCUUCAGCAUGCUGGUGUUCUGCAGCGUCUGGAUCUCCAUGAUCCUGGCUUAUCUGAGCAGCAGGGGAAAGAACUUGGUGGCUGUGGAGAUAUUUUCAGUAAUGGCUUCCAGUGCUGGACUUUUAGGUUGUGUGUUUUUCCCAAAAUGUUUUAUUAUUUUGUUUAAAUCUGAAAUGAACAGAAAAGCUGACCUGCUGGGGAAAAGAAAGAACUGA
Messenger RNA from Bufo bufo (common toad), 2274 nucleotides. RefSeq lists its product as uncharacterized. NCBI's taxonomy places the organism in Eukaryota, Metazoa, Chordata, Amphibia, Anura, Bufonidae. The transcript is spliced from 7 exons. Gene Ontology annotation, molecular function: G protein-coupled receptor activity. The record is from RefSeq and is a predicted model, not a curated record. The coding region runs from base 1 to 2274 and encodes 757 amino acids. Gene Ontology annotation, biological process: G protein-coupled receptor signaling pathway. Gene Ontology annotation, cellular component: membrane.